This is a messenger RNA of Alternaria hordeiaustralica, 309 nucleotides long. RefSeq lists its product as uncharacterized. The record is from RefSeq and is a predicted model, not a curated record. Bases 1 to 309 code for a protein of 102 amino acids. The transcript has 2 exons. Lineage: Eukaryota; Fungi; Ascomycota; Dothideomycetes; Pleosporales; Pleosporaceae.
AUGAGCUUUAUUCAACGCGUCGACUCGGCGGUUCCGCUCGGCUACACCACGCCGCCCUUCCCCUCCCUCUACUGGCCUCUUCCCGCCGGCGCAACACAGUCCUUCUACCUAUAUCGUCCCGAUGACAUAUUCCGCUUCACCGUAUACUGGACACUGCUGCUGGUCGGCGGCAUCCACUUCAUCACUGCGCUAUGGGCGUGCAUAGUGCAAUGGCGCAAUUGGAAGUUGAUAUGGGUAGCCCUGCCCGUCUUCAGCAUCGUCGGAGGUGUUGAAGCACUUGUUGCGGGUGCAAUUGUUGGCGGACUGUAA